Molecule: messenger RNA, 2404 nt
Organism: Manacus vitellinus (golden-collared manakin)
Lineage: Eukaryota; Metazoa; Chordata; Aves; Passeriformes; Pipridae
Gene: BCO1
Product: beta-carotene oxygenase 1
Exons: 11
Coding region: 10-1599 (529 amino acids)
Biological process (GO): retinal metabolic process; carotene catabolic process
Molecular function (GO): carotenoid dioxygenase activity; beta-carotene 15,15'-dioxygenase activity
Source: RefSeq, a predicted model, not a curated record
GGACCGGGAAUGUUAUCAGCCAUGGAAGUACUGUACAGCGGGAAUAAAGAAGAACACCCAGAGCCCGUAAAGGCCGAGGUGCGGGGUCAGCUGCCCACUUGGUUGCAAGGGAUCCUUCUCCGGAAUGGCCCAGGGAUGCACUCCGUAGGGGACAGCAAGUACAACCACUGGUUUGAUGGCUUGGCUCUGCUGCACAGCUUUACAUUUAAAAAUGGUGAAGUUUACUACAGAAGUAAGUACCUCCGAAGCGACACGUACAACUGCAACGUAGAAGCAAACAGAAUUGUGGUGUCUGAGUUUGGCACUAUGGCUUAUCCAGAUCCAUGUAAAAACAUAUUUGCCAAGGCAUUCUGCUAUUUGUCUCACACCAUUCCUGAGUUCACAGACAACUGCCUGAUCAACAUUAUGAAAGCUGGGGAUGAUUUUUAUGCUACCAGCGAGACCAACUUCAUCAGGAAAAUUAAUCCGCAGACUCUGGAGACGUUGGACAAGGUUGACUACAACAAAUACAUAGCUGUAAGUGUGACAACUUCUCACCCACACUAUGACAGUGCUGGAAAUAUUUUCAACAUGGGCACUUCAAUAGUUGAUAAAGGGAAGACAAAAUACGUUCUAUUUAAGAUUCCUUCCUCUGUGCCAGAACAAGAAAAGAAGAAAUCUUGUUUCAAACACCUGGAAGUGGUUUGCUCCAUCCCUUCUCGCUCUCUGCUCCACCCCAGCUACUACCACAGCUUUGGAAUCACAGAGAAUUACAUCAUCUUCGUGGAGCAGCCCUUCAGGCUGGAUAUUGUCAAAAUGGCAACUGCUUACAUCCGAGGGGUGAGCUGGGCUUCCUGCCUUGCCUUCAAUAAGGAUGACAAGACUUGGUUUCACUUUGUAGACAGGAAGACUAAAAAAGAAGUGUCCACCAAGUUUUAUACUGAUGCCAUGGUAUUUUUCCACCAUGUAAAUGCUUAUGAAGAGGAUGGCCACAUUAUUUUUGAUAUUAUUUCCUAUACAGACAACAGCUUAUAUGACAUGUUCUAUUUAAAAAACUUGAAUAAAGACUUUGAAGAGAACACCAAGCUCACCUCCAUCCCGACCUGCAAACGAUUUGUCGUUCCUCUGCAGUUUGACAAGGACGCUGGAGUAGGUUCUAAUUUAGUCACAAUUCCCUCUACUGCAACUGCUGUAAAGGAGAAAGAUGGGAUCUACUGCCAACCUGAAAUACUGUGUGAAGGGAUAGAACUGCCUCGCAUCAACUAUGACUAUAAUGGCAAAAAACACAAGUAUGUCUUUGCAACGGAAGUGCAGUGGAGUCCAAUUCCUACAAAGAUUGCAAAAUUUAAUACCCAGACAAAGGAAAUGCUCCACUGGGGAGGGGAGGACUGCUGGCCAUCAGAGCCCAUCUUUGUUCCCAGCCCUGAUGCAAGAGAAGAGGAUGACGGUGUUGUUCUGACUUGUGUUGUGAGGACUGAUCCAGAGAAAGCACCCUUCCUACUUGUCUUGGAUGCUAAAACAUUCACAGAAUUGGGACGAGCCACAGUAAAUGUAAAAAUGCAUCUGGACCUGCAUGGAAUGUUUAUACCAGAGCAAGAUUUGAAGACUGAGACUGAAUAAAAUGCUGUUUGUCUUAUUGCACAGACCAAGACAACCUUCUACUGAAUGGAGGAUAAUAUCCUUCAGGAACAACCUUCUCUUAUGACAAGAAAUGACUAAUUAUAAUCUCCUCAAUAUCUAUAUAUAAUCUCUUAUAAGAGAUAGCAAUGACUUUUGUUACAAAUUCUUAUAUGCACAACUGGUCUAUCACUAUUCCAAAAGAAGAAUUAUGAGUAUGAAGUGCUAAUGUUUUAUACAACUCACGGGGCAGGGAAUAGGAGACAAAGGUAGCAAGAAAUGUUUUAUUUGAGCAGGCUCAAGCUUUGUGAGGCAAUGAAGGACUGUAUUUAUAGGGUGACGCAUGGCAUGAGUCACAGAUGGCUGCAGGUCAUGGAACUUCCAUGGACUGUUGCAAGACUGCAGCUGACAAUGAAAGUUGUCUCCUGCCAGAAGAACCUCAUGUUAAACUAUCUACUAUAUUAAUAAUUCAUGACAGUGUAUUCUCUUGGUGCUUGAUUUCUUAAAUUCCACCAUAACCAAAGUAUUACGUUGAGGUGCUACAUUUUUCUUAUCCAGAAUCCACAAUACUGCAGCUUUGCUAGUCAUUUCAUGGGGUAUUUCUCACUUUUAUGUUGACAAAACCAAGUAACUUUAUUGAAAUAGAGUAUAUAUUUUUAUGUAUCAUUCAAUUAUACUUUAGUGAUACUCAGUCUUAAGCACUUUGUAUUUAAAUCAGUUUUCCCUGAGGACAAUAUCUGACAUUUCAUGUAACUAGAUGAUUACGUUGUGUAAAAGAUAAAAAAGAAUUGCAGUAUUUAUUACUAUU